Molecule: messenger RNA, 5721 nt
Organism: Ceratina calcarata
Lineage: Eukaryota; Metazoa; Arthropoda; Insecta; Hymenoptera; Apidae
Gene: Rgk3
Product: Rad, Gem/Kir family member 3
Exons: 7
Coding region: 925-2214 (429 amino acids)
Cellular component (GO): plasma membrane
Molecular function (GO): GTP binding; GTPase activity; calcium channel regulator activity
Source: RefSeq, a predicted model, not a curated record
UCCUUUUUUCUCAAUUAUCACGAUUCAUAUUUCGUUCGUAAGAAUUAAUUACCGUUCUGUUGGGAAUGAGUCGAAAAUAAUUCGUCCAUCACCCGCUAAGAUUAAAGUCUGACACAUCCGCGCGCUAUAAAACUUUCUAUUAUGGUUCUAUAACAGUGCAUACGUCGCGUUCGCGUUGCACGGUUCACCCAUGCGAGCACAGUCCGUGCGGCCUUUAAUAGGGUUUGUCAGACAUUUCGUACGUCUGCGAACAAAUUACGCGAGUUUACACCGUGAUAAGGUCGUAUCUGCGUGCGAGUAGGAUGCUCGACGUCGAGCCUGCCCUUUGCCCUCUUUCGAGAAAUCCCAGUUUCCUCGUCAUCGUGAUCAACGUUGGGCGAAAUGAUCUUACGAAGAGCUCAGCAGUUUGACGAACAUUGGGAUCUACCCACGUUUCUUCAUAAUUGCAAAACUGUUGCACGAUUCUGUCGGGUCCGAACGCAACGAGUGUCGUUCUGAUUUUUUGGACGACAAACUGUUAUUUGGGAAAGUGAAUUAUUUUUCUGCAAAUAAACUGUCUGGCCGGAGCGAGGAAAUUUCAAAUGGCAUAGUAACUACGGGCCCGGGUAACUAGAAAGGAAUUCGAACUUCGUCCUCUCUGGAGGGCCAGGGGGAGGAGGCGGAGGUGGAGGUCCACGAGUCGCGUCCGAAGACUCUGUGUCACGCGAGAACUUGUAAUCGAACGGUCGAAUCUGUGCUCGAGCGUGAACUCUCACGGACUCGUCCGAGGACGAUCGAACUCCGGUGGUUUUCGCUCUUCCGAGAGGUCGUAAGUUCAAAGGGGAAGAGCGACAGGAGGAUCCGUUCCCGAAGACUGAGGAUAAAGGAUUUCGAGAACAGGACUUGGAACGCUUCGAAACGUCGAGGGAUACCGGAAAUCGAAGGAUGGCGGAGAACUCGCUACGCCGGAAGACGAGAUCAGCCUCGAUCUGUGCCCCGGGAUUCUCGAGCAUGGAACAAAUGAUCGAGACAAUGCCUCCCUCGGGUGCCAGGGAGAGGGACAAGAUUGACAAGGAUAGCGGCAGUGGGACGCCCGACACCAAUACGCCGACCAGGAAACGUAGACCCGCCACCAGAUCCCAAAGCGCUCGUGUCUCCGGGGCAAACAAGAGUAUACGUCGUCGUGCCGCUGCCCAAGCUGCGCAUCACCAUCAUCAUCACCAUGAGGGUACCGUUAAGUCGGCGCACUGCAGCAGCGAGCCCAGGCUGACCGAUAACGACGUCAGCCCCGGUCUGAGGCGGAGAGGAAGCCGAAGGGGCCAAAGCAUGCACCACAGCCAUCACAGGAAGAGCAACGCGUUUCUGGACGUUCCCGACUCCUCGUCGCAGAUGCCCGCGAGGGAGGAUGGCGAGGACGAGGAUAGCUACAGACUGAGAAGCUUCAGCCUCACCAGCAAAGGUGUGGUUAACAGGGGCGACUCUUUUCGAAGAAGAAGAUCAAGGUCGAACUCGCUGGCACCGGCCGACGUGGAGAACGAGGAUAAACGUAAUCUACCAGCGAAAGAUAUCACCUCCUACACGGUGGCGAUGCUCGGUGCCACGGGCGUCGGGAAAACCGCCCUCAUCAGCCAAUUUAUGACCAGCGAAUGCAUCAACGCGUACGACAGGCAAAAAGACGUGCCCAGCGAGCAAUCUGUUUUCGUCAUGCUGAACGGCGAGGAGAGCGAGCUCAGAUUCUUAAACGUCUCCAACCCGAAGACGGAACUGGAGACGAAUCACCCGGACGCUUUCAUAAUUAUGUACUCGGUGAUCGACAAGGCUUCCUUUCAAAGGGCAGAGGAGUAUUUAGAGCGUCUUCACGACCAGGACCUCCUGCGGCGACGACCGGCUAUAUUGGUGGGCAACAAAGUCGAUCUGGUUCGAUCCAGGGUCGUCUCCUCCCAAGAUGGGAAGUGCGUGGCGUGCACGCAUCGCGUCAAGUUCAUCGAGGUCUCGGUCGGGAUCAACCACAACGUGGACGACCUGCUCGUGGGUAUACUGAGUCAGAUCCGGUUGAAGAACGUGCAAUCUAACGCGGAGAACCGGGCGGGUAACGGGACCAGCGAGGGUAGCGGUCAUUGGUACAAGUCAAGGGGCGUGGUGCGAGCCAGCAUGAAGGCCAGACAGAUGCUGACCUGGCUGUUCGGCAAGGAGGACAGCAAGUUCAAGAACUGUGAGAACCUCCACGUGCUCUAAACGCAGUCGAACCUCGGUACCUGACGCUUAAAUUCUAAUCACACCCUUCACCGAGGUUCGCGGGCUUCCGUGGUCGCGGCGACGGGAUCAAAAUCGUCGUGAGUAUCCGAUUAAUCGAGCGGAGAGCUUGGUUAAACGCGAACGAUCGAACAAUUCGAUCGAUUCAAUUUUUCACGCGUGGUUCGACUUCGAUCCUUCGACUGAGACGUCGUCAAGAAUGCAUAACGUUCCAACCGAUGAUUUUUAUAUAUUUUUAACCGCUGUUGUUCGUGGUGCAUCGUUGAUUUGCAACCACGGAACGGCCCGAAGGGAAAUAAUCGGGCUCCGAUCAAGGUGCCAAUUAAAAGUAAACGGUGACCACUGUUUUUCUUUCUGUACGAUUAAUUUUAAUUAACGUUAGCUCGUUAAGUACUUCCGUCGAGCACAUCCUCUCGACAUAUUUAAUAUUAACUUAAGGGCAAGUUUCUCGGUGCGUGUCGGUCCACUCUGCGCACGCGAAUAAUUCAAUUAGAUGGAACUUCCAAAACGCACUGGGUUCGAUUGAUCCUUUGACCGAACAGUUCCUCGCUGCCGAUCGAUAAAUCACGAACAAUGCGAUUAGUAAUUAAACCUUUUCGCGAAGAUCGUAAGUUGAGAACUGAAGGUAGCGAAGAAUAUUUGUUCCACCGACGGCGACGAGUCAGCAGUGUGGUCACAGGAUCGACUCGAAGCGUUUGAUUGCCUGUAGGAUUCGAGGGAACACGAAGGAGGAAAUAUCGGACCAUGGCAUGAAUUAGCGGCCACUAACGUUAACGUCGUUACGCUGUACGAUAAGACCAAUUUAAUCUUUUUAAAUUCGAGCUGUACAUACCGUAUAUGAACUUUAACGAAUCACGGAUUCUGUGUACCUACGCAACAGAAACGGGAAGAACAAGAAUAAGGCUGCGAGUCUACGUGUGUCGUACUAUUAUACAUAUAAAUAUACGUACCUACGCGUGUACGUACAGGCUGAACCAUUCGACUUGAUCACUUCGCUUGUUUAAUCUUUUAAUUCGAAGCAGAGAUCCAACAAACUCUUAUUUAUUUCGUAGCUCUUCGGGGACAGAGUUAAAGGCAGCUAAUGAAAGUCAACCAGAAACUUUUACUGUAGAGAACGUGAAGAAAUCGAUUUUACUACGUUUUUAAUAGCUCGCUCUCUUGUCCGUUUGCUCGGUACAAAUGUUUUGCAAUUGAUUUUAAACUAACUUUCCGAUGAGCUAGAGACUUGAAACUUAAAGCAUUGCUCAGAACUGAAUAACAAUGAAAUACUAAAAAGCAUAAAAUAAUUGUAAAAUACUUGUCAGAUUUAAAACAAUGCAUGAAUAGCGCGUUUUACGUUAAUUUUCAAAUUGAAUCACUGAUUCUUACCUUCUUCGUUGGGACAAUUAAUUUUUCUUCGUCGAUAGGUAAAUAGAUGCACGUGUUAAGCGAUUUGGUCGAAUCGAACGGUUCACCUGGUGCGAGACGUGUACGUAAGUUUACGUUAGUUUCGUGUAGAUGUACUGUUAAACGAUUGACGUGUUGCUGUAUUGUGUGUUUUCCUCAAAACGAACGGGUACUACCUACUAUACGAAGAAUAUUCACAUUUUUGGGAGAUUUUGAGAACGGAUACGAAGAGACAAAGAAAUAUAUUAUAUAUAUAUAUAUAUAUAUAUAUAACAUAUGUAAGUACACCCACGUAUACUGUCCAUUGUCUAUUUUCUGCGAUCUCUACGCCUAUAUAUAUAUCCGAAUUAUAUAUACAUAUAUUAUAUAUUAUACAUAUACGAGCAUGUAUAUAGAGGGUGUUGAAAAAAGGUGGUUUCCCUUAAUUGUUUCCCUUUAACAGCGUGUUAUAAUUUUGUUUACUAUUCAUUAUUUAUUAUCGCUGUAUGCUAUUUUCUCUACAAAUACGACGUAAUAAAGUAUAUGAUAAUUUGAUUGGACCUUGUCGUUAAUUUUCGAGCCACCUUGUUUAAACAUUCUGUAUAUUCUAAAUCAAAAGCAGUGUUGUAAAAGGUAUAGUUCGCGCGGAGCAUUCGUUUCAGGGGCCAAAAUGAAUGAAAGGGGCAAAACUUUAUAAGCUAACAGUAAGUCAAAGUAUCGAGUUAAUAUUAAUUGAAAGAAGACUAUCUUACGGACGACCAACUUAGUAAACAGAAGGGGACACUCUGUGAAAAGUUUAGCUGAAUCUCGAAUAAGAAUUGUAGCUAGAAAGAAGAGAUCGAUCAAUGAACGCAUGUCAGACGUAAAAUCGACAGAAGUGACUGAGAGGGGCGUCCGAUUUUCUAAUUAAAAAGACGUCUCUCUGACUCACGAAUCGCAACACUAUCUUCUUACAGCACUGUCGACUAAGAAAGAAGCGAACAGAAAAUGAAGAGAGCCGACGACAAGACGUGAUUGAAAACAUAGGGACGCGAGCGUCCGUCGGUGAAUUUACAAUAAAAUCGUUCCUCCGUUCGUCGAGUGACAGAGAUAGAUUCGGGGCGACGUUUGUCGUCAUCCAUCGUUUGGUUCAGAUUCGUUUGCUGAUCGAGACACGUGUUUGCAUGAUCGUCGUUGUUAUUGAACGACUGAGAGGAACGCGAAGAAUCCACUGUGCGAACGUUGAUUCGAAGGGUAACCGGGUUCACGAAAUAAAGAAAGGGAUGAGAAAGGAAAUGAGAAAAUUCUUAUCAAGUGCCUUUGUGUAUUUUUGUAAUUUAAGCUAAACUCGAUGUAAGUCUUAAACCCAAUACAAGUACAUCGCUCUGAUCACCGAAACGUUUAUCGAUACGAUUUCAUUUUCAUCGCUGUCAUUAACGAUUCAGGUUUGUAGCGCACCACUUUAUCUUUAUUUCUUCGUAAUCUUUCCUUGUUCUUUUUCUAAUUUUUUACUCGACGCGACGAGGUGAGAGUGCUACCGUGUGUUUUACCGUUCUUUUGUGAAUCUUUUGAGCAUAAUUAUUACGGGCGCAAUCGAAGGUUCGUACUUCCGUUUUCGACGAUGCACCACCAGAUCGAUGUCUACCAAUUAACUGUUGUCAAGAUCAACUUAUCAAUGUUACUCGAGAAGAAAGACGCUGUCUUUAUUGUGUGAGUGAUCAAGUACACCGCGAAUUUUUAUGUACUUGCACAGAAUUCAGUACCUUUGUACGAAUAUCGGACGAUGCACUCGAUCAAUUUGAAUCGUGAUCCCGACACGAGAGAGAUUCUUUGGUACACGGACGAACGACUUUAGAGCAAAAAUUAAUUUAGAUUUCAAUUGAAUUUGCAUAAUAAUUCGCGGUCCAACGAGUGACGUGACAAUACUGCCAUCAUUUCGGCUGAUAGGGAUACGAUUCGUCUUAGCCGCCGCAAAAUGCUUGCGGGGAACGAAAGGAGAUAAGAGAGAUCGAGCGACUUUCAGUUUCGCUUGGUACACAAUAUUCUAAUGCGAGGUGAUCCGUCAUCCGGAGGGAAACGAAUGGCUCUAAUCCCGAUGGGAUUAUUGUACUUCGGUAAUAAUAAAGAAGUGACGUUAAAAAUCCA